This is a messenger RNA of Coregonus clupeaformis (lake whitefish), 6775 nucleotides long. RefSeq names its product 1-phosphatidylinositol 4,5-bisphosphate phosphodiesterase eta-2-like. The transcript has 22 exons. The record is from RefSeq and is a predicted model, not a curated record. NCBI's taxonomy places the organism in Eukaryota, Metazoa, Chordata, Actinopteri, Salmoniformes, Salmonidae. Gene Ontology annotation, biological process: phosphatidylinositol-mediated signaling; lipid metabolic process. The coding region runs from base 538 to 5646 and encodes 1702 amino acids. Gene Ontology annotation, molecular function: phosphatidylinositol-4,5-bisphosphate phospholipase C activity; calcium ion binding.
CUCUCACUACUGCCGCACACGCGUCUCCUUUCUCCCUUGUCUGUCUGAGAGGCAGUCUUUUGAACCCCAGCUGAAGAAGAAAUUAGAUAUAAUGGCACAACCCCAGUCUCGCUGCUGAAAGAUGCAGGUGCACUUUUCUGUCAUCCAAGAUGGAGGGAUAUUGAAGAGAAGAAAAGAAAAGAAGGGGAGAAGAGAAUGAGGUGUUCUGCUUAUCAAGCUGGAUUUAUAGACUACCUGUUUCUCAUUUAGAGAGUAGGAGAGCUGGCUACUGAAAAGGCCGUUAGCAGACGCUGUGACUAACUCUCGGCAGUCUACCAAGGAAACAGUGGCUGUACUAAUGAACUCUACAAGGACAAGAGAAGCAUCCUUCCAAAUCAUAACAAAACAUUUUCCCCCAUUGACCUCAGUCAAUCAUUUAGAUGUCCUUGUUGCAUUUGCGUUGAGGGAACACAGAGCUAACUCCGCCUGAGUGAACGUAUCCGGGGCAACCAAUCUCGUGUUGAGAGAAGCAAACUGGGUACCCACAAUCCUUCAGCCAUGAGCGCCUCAGUGAUGACGAGCGGCCUCUUUCCCAUGUCCUUUCCUGUGUCCUCUGCGCUGAUGAGGUCCGCGGUGGCGGCCCAGGAGCCAUGCCCUACCAUGGACCAGGCCCCCAUCCAGAGGGGCGAGAAGGAGAGGGUUGUUUGUAAGAGCCAGCAGCAGGCCUCCUUGUCCCGCCUGGUGGAACAGUUCUUCUGGAUUGGCAGCAGCAUAUUGUCCUUCUCCAAGUGGAGGCUGGGAGACAUGGUGGAGAAAUGCAUGAGCUCCAUGCAGACAGGGACCCAGAUGGUGAAGCUGCGUGGAGGCUCCAGGGGACUGGUGCGUUACUUCUACCUGGACCAACACAAGUCCUGCAUCCGCUGGCGGCCCUCGCGCAAGAACGAGAAGGCCAAGAUCUCCAUCGACUCCAUCCGAGAGGUGUGCGAGGGUAAGCAGUCGGAGAUCUUCCAGCGCUACUCUGAGGGCAGCUUUGAUCCCAACUGCUGUUUCAGCCUGUACUACGGCGAGCGCUUGGAGUCCCUGGACUUGGUCUCCAGCACGGGCGAGGAAGCACGCACCUGGAUCACCGGCCUCAAGUACCUGGUGGCAGGCAUCAGCGACGAGGACAGCCUGGCCAAGAGGCAGCGCACCCGCGACCAGUGGCUGAAGCAGACGUUUACGGAGGCAGAUAAGAACGGCGAUGGAAGCCUGAGCAUCAGCGAGGUCCUGCAGCUCCUCCACAAGCUCAACGUCAACCUACCCCGCCAGAAAGUUAAGCAGAUGUUUAAGGAGGCAGACACUGAUGACAACCAGGGCACCCUGGGUUUUGAGGAGUUCUGUUCCUUCUACAAGAUGAUGUCGACGCGCCACGACCUCUACCUGCUCAUGCUCACUUACAGCAACCACAUGGACCACCUUGACACCAGCAACCUGGCCCGCUUCCUGGAGCUCGACCAGAAGAUGACGAAGGUGACCAAAGACCAUUGCCUUGAGAUUGUGAACAGAUUUGAGCCAUGCCCCGAGAACCAGAAGCAGGGGGUUCUGGGUAUUGAUGGUUUCACCAGCUACAUGCGCAGCCCAGUGGGGGACAUCUUCAACCCAGAGCACAAUGUGGUGACCCAGGACAUGUCUCAGCCGCUCUGCAACUACUUCAUCGCCUCGUCCCACAACACCUACCUGAUGGGGGACCAGCUCAUGUCCCAGUCCCGCCUCGACAUGUACGCCUGGGUGCUGCAGGCCGGCUGCCGCUGCGUGGAAGUGGACUGCUGGGACGGGCAGGACGGAGAGCCCAUUGUGCACCACGGCUACACGCUGACCUCCAAGAUCCUCUUCAAAGACGUCAUCGAGACCAUCAACAAGUACGCCUUUGUGAAAAACAACUACCCAGUGAUCCUGUCCAUAGAGAACCACUGCAGCGUCCCCCAGCAGAAGAAGAUGGCCCAGUACCUGGUGGAGGUGAUGGGAGACAAGCUGGACCUCUCAGCCAUCAAGGCAGACGAACAGGGUCGCCUGCCCUCCCCAGACACCCUCAAAGGGAAGAUACUCAUCAAGGGCAAGAAGCUCCCGUCGAACAUUGACGAAGACAACGAAGAGGGUGAUGUGACGGAUGAAGACAGUGCUGACGAGAUGGAGGACGACUGCAAACUGAUAAAUGGAGAUACGUCCAUGACCAGGAAGCAGGUGGAGAACGUGGCUAAGAAGAAGCUGGACAACCUGAUGAAGGAGUCUAAGAUCCGUGACCAGGAGGACCCUGACAGCUUCACCAUCGCUGCCCAGCCCCCCUCGGGAAAGACCACCGACAAGUCACCCUCCAAGGGGGACGAAGCCAACCCCAGCACUAACAAGCGUCUGGGCAGGACCUUCAUGGGCAGCUUCUCCAAACGCAAGAAAAAGGCUGUCAAGCUGAAGAAGACCAACAGCCUUGAAGACACCGACACGGACCAGGAGAGCACCAGCAGUGCCUCCCGCGCCCCCCUGCACCACAGCAGCAGGAAGAAGACCAUGAAGCUGACCAGGGCUCUGUCAGACCUGGUCAAAUACACAAAGUCAGUGGGUGUCUCCGACAUAGAGAAACAAGCAGCCAGCUCCAGUUGGCUGGUGUCUUCUCUGAGUGAGACCAAGGCCCACCAGAUCAUGCAGCAGAAAGCCGCCACCUUCAUCCACUUCAACCAGCGGCAGCUCUCGCGCAUCUACCCCUCCUCCUACCGCGUGGACUCUUCCAACUUCAACCCCCAGCCCUUCUGGAACGCUGGAUGCCACCUGGUGGCGUUGAACUACCAGUCGGAGGGGAGAGUGCUCCAGCUGAACAGAGCCAAGUUCAGUAGCAAUGGCAACUGUGGCUACAUCCUGAAGCCGGCCAGUAUGUGUGAAGGUGCCUUUAACCCCAUGAUAGAGGACCCAUUUCCAGGGCAGGUGAAGAAACAACUGGUGCUGAAGAUCAUCAGUGGGCAGCAGCUGCCAAAGCCCAAAGACUCCAUGCUGGGGGACAGAGGAGAGAUUAUCGACCCCUUUGUGGAGGUGGAGAUCAUUGGUAUACCAGUGGACUGCUGUAAGGAACAGACCAGGGUGGUGGACGACAAUGGCUUUAACCCCAUGUGGGAGGAGACCCUGGUGUUCAUGCUGCACAUGCCCCAGCUGGCGCUGGUCCGUUUCCUGGUGUGGGACCACGACCCCAUCGGCCAGGACUUCAUUGGCCAGCGCACCAUCGCCUUCAACAGCAUGAUACCAGGUUAUCGCCACGUGUACUUGGAAGGUAUGGAGGCGGCAUCCAUCUUUGUUCAUGUGUCUGUACAUGACGUCACUGGUAAGGGCAAGGUGGCCAGCGGCAUCAAAGGGCUGUUUCACAGAAACCCAAAGCAGGCUUCUCUCGACAGCCAUGCUGCUGCACAGCUUAGCCAUAAGCAACCGUUCGGCGCCCACCUGCUGCGCCGCACGGCCAGCGCGCCCACCAAAGUCCAGCCCAAGGUCAAGAAGGGCUUCCCCGAGAUCGCCAUCGACACCAAAGACUACCGCUCAGAAGGCACCAGCGAGGACCGGGAGUCAGAGGACAGGGACCUCAAUGCUUCCUCCCAGCCCCCGCUGCUCCACCAGCACAACUGGGACACCACGGCUGGCGCUGCCCCCACCGCAUCACGCCAGGGCACCAACAAGCACCACGGCACCAACAAGGCUUUCCACCCCAACGAGGGAAAAGACCAUUCCACAGUACAGAGACCAGCUCCCCCUAUUCGACUGCUCGCACCAAUCGCUGAUGAACUGGGGGACCGCCAUCUCACUCACUCCUCUUCCACUCCAGCAGACUACUCAUCCACACACAAUCUCACUCACUCCUCUUCCACUCCAGUAGACCACUCAUUCAUACGUCACUCCCCACCUCCACCGCUCCCUACAUCCACAGCAAUCACCAUCUUCACCCUAUCCCCUGCUUCUAAGAGUGAGGCGGACAGUUCCGUCAACGGUAGGGGGGAGGAGGGUCCCGUCAACGGUAGGGGAGAGGAUGGUCCUGUCAACGGUAGGGGGGAGGAGGGUCCCGUCAACGGUAGGGGAGAGGAGGGUCCUGUCAACGGUAGGGGGGAGGAGGGUCCCGUCAACGGUAGGGGAGAGGAGGGUCCCGUCAAGGGGGGGGACAACAACAAGAGACCCCCUGCCCUUCACAGGACCACCUCGGCCCCCGUGGUACCCACCCCCGGGGUGGGACCUGACCCCAAAGACCUGAACCCCUCACAGUACAGCAGAGACCCCCGGGUCGACGAUGGCACCUCGUCACCCAUGGAGCACGCUCCAAGCCGAGCGGAAGCACCGUAUACUCAUUCAGAGUACACAAAGGACGAUGCAGAGCUCAAGACUGAGCCAAGCGCAGAGUCUCCUGUUCCUCUCGCCGACCCCUCUGUAGACUCCAGCCCUCUGGAAGUCCAGGCCCUGAGAGCGCUGUUUGGCGGCAGCCCGAAGAACACGCCCGUCAGAAGGACCAAAAGUGAGGGCCACGUGCGGGCGGUUGCAGUGGGGCAGCAGCAGUCAUCAGCCAUGCCAGAGGUGUGCACCGACGCCACCCUGAACGACCGGCUGUGGAGCAAGCUGGAGCCCAAGCCAGGCAGCCACCGAGACAGCGUGUCCUCGUCCUCCAGCAUAUCGUCCAACGACACCGUCAUUGACCUGUCCCUGCCCAACCUGGCCAGGAAGACCCUCACCUGUCUGAGCAGCGGACCCUCCCUGGGCGACGACAUCUUCCCGGACCCACCCUCCUGGGUCAACCGGCCACGCUCGGCCAUUGCCUCCUUCGACACGCCACGGGUCAGCAAGAGCAAGUCCAACCCCAACCUCCUGCAGGGCCACCUGGGGGAGCCAGAGGACGAGCUGCAGCCCAGGCCCCUCGGCGCCCCCAGGGAGCCUCCAGUGGACUCACCCAGCAGAAUAACCCAGAGGAGGCACACCUGGAGCCGCCUCUACAUGGAAGGGCUGAAGCAAUCCUCCCCCCCAGCCAAGAAGCCCUCUGCAGUAGCAGCCCUUGCUGCUUCCGCCACCAGCCCCCUGGAUACCGGGGCCUCUAUGUCCAAGAGCCUGGGGGACUUGACCUCGGAUGACAUCGCCUGCAACUUUGACAGCAAGUACCGCAGCAUCAGCCGCAGCUUCAGCAUUAGGCCUUCCCGGAAUGACCCGCGGCGGGGUUACCCUAACCCCCAGAGGCCCCGGCUGCCCAGCGACCUGACUGAGCAGCUGAGGAGGCUGACGGACGUGGAGCCCCUGACGGCUCGCGACUUCGCCCCCCAGGUGCAGCAGGGGCCCCUGGCGGAGGCUCAGGAGGAGCCCCCGCUACGGAGGACGUCGUCCCGGAGCCAGAGCAGGGUGCGCUACAUCGCCAAAAGGGCCAAGCAGGCCCAAGAGAGGCAGAGGCUGCAGGGUCUCAACCAGCCUCACCCCGCUACUGGCGCUGCUAACACUAGCAUUAGCGGUGGCGGUAGCCCCAUGGAGGAGCGGGGGAACCCGGAGGGGGCGUGCUGCGUAGCCCGGAGCCCCUGCGCUAGCCUGGACCUGCUGAGCCAGCUCAGCCCCCCAGGGCCCCCCAACAGACAGUCCCAGACAUCCCUGAACUCUGACAACGACGAGGUCUUUUUCAUGCUCCAGCUCUGAGAAUCAGACUCGUUUUGGAAUGAAGCGUGUGAGACACUGAAGCAAAACUCAUUUAAAAUUCCAUCCAGCUUUCUAGGAAGGUAAAUUGUUAAUUUUUAAAUAAAUUAAAUUCUGUAUAUCUUGACAGGUUGUGUUUUUAAAUGUAUUUAAUCAAGCAGAAUAAUGCUACUUCCAGAAAUGUACAGUCACAGUUUUACUCUGGUCAAUGUGUUCACUGCUCAGUUACUCACAUCAACUAUGAACACCUAUACACAGCAAGCGCUUAGCUUGUCACAAAGGAUGUACAAGUAAUUUUUUACCACAAUGGUCACAACAAACACCAAAUAAUUGCUCACAAAUAAUAGAAACAGCGAUGAGUUGUCUUAUGAAAGCAUCCUUUACCGAUGCAGUCAUUUGUUUGCACCAAAUGAGGAACGGUGGAAUGUGAUUGGAAAAGCAAACCUUCACUGUAGUUUUUAUAUGCCUGACUGUCUAGGUUCAAAGUAACGUCCAUGUUUUUAUAUGCCUGACUGUCUAGGUUCAAAGUAACGUCCAUGUUUUUAUAUGCCUGACUGUCUAGGUUCAAAGUGUGUCCAUGUUUUUAUAUGCCUGACUGUCUAGGUUCAAAGUAACGUCCAUGUUUUUAUAUGCCUGACUGUCUAGGUUCAAAGUGAUGUCCAUGUUUUUAUAUGCCUGACUGUCUAGGUUCAACGUGAUGUCCAUGUUUUUAUAUGCCUGACUGUCUAGGUUCAAAGUGACGUCCAUGUUUCUAUAUGCCUGACUGUCUAGGUUCAAAGUGACGUCCAUGUUUCUAUAUGCCUGACUGUCUAGGUUCAAAGUGACGUCCAUGUUUCUAUAUGCCUGACUGUCUAGGUUCAAAGUGACGUCCAUGAUUCUAUAUGCCUGACUGUCUAGGUUCAAUGACUUAUGUUUUGAGUAUUCAUUGUGAUUUGAGCUGAUCCUAAAGUAGCAAUAUAUGACCAUUAGUGGAGUUUUCCAAUUCUAAAACCUUUUUUUAAACUUAAUAUUAAAUGAUAUAUACUGUACUUUUAAAACGUAAAGAGAUGUUCCGGAGCUUUUGUAUACUUUUUAGCCAGUAGUUCUGAAAGUAGCGCUCACGAGCCAAAAGUGGUCCCCGAAAAUUGCGUAC